AUGGUACGCACCAAAAACCAAUCGUCCUCGUCCAGCGCUAGCAGCAGCACCAAAUCGCCGGUCAAGAUCAGCGGAGGCGGCGGCAGCAGCAGCACCAAUCGCAGUCGCAACUGCAGUGAAGCCUUAAUCGAUGACGGCAAGUCCAGUUCGAAGCUGUCGUCGAAUCGUCAACGUACCACAACAACGAUAACAACAACAACAACAACACCGGGCAGUUCACCAGACGACGACACCACCGAUGCGGAUUUGACGCCAACCAGUGGAAACGUGCCGCGAGGCGGAACAUCGGUGCACAAGCAAAAUCUCUACGUUGUUUCAUUUCCCAUUAUAUUUCUGUUCAACGUAUUGCGCUCUCUGAUUUAUCAGCUGUUCUGCAUUUUUCGAUAUUUGUACGGCGCCAGCACAAAGGUGAUCUAUCGCAGUCCCCAUCGACGCGACUGCAACAUUGAGAUUGUUGUCCAGAACUCAAAGGAGCAGCAGGCAAUCAUUUGUCCAUUGGAGGGCAGCGGUGUCAACAUCGAACAGGCACAGAUUCUGCCCCAGCGACAACGCGCACUCCAGACCCUUGAAAUGGCAGCCAGUCGUGGUGGUGCUGGUCCUGGUGGCUAUUCACCUGGUCCCGGUGAUCCGUUGCUGGCCAAGCAAAAACAUCAUCAUCGACGCGCAUUCGAGUACAUUUCCAAGGCGCUCAAAAUUGACGAGGAGAACGAAGGCCACAAAGAGCUGGCCAUUGAGCUGUAUCGCAAGGGCAUCAAGGAGCUGGAGGAUGGCAUUGCCGUUGACUGCUGGAGCGGACGCGGCGAUGUCUGGGAUCGGGCCCAGCGCUUGCAUGAGAAAAUGCAAACCAAUCUCUCCAUGGCCCGCGAUCGUCUGCACUUUCUCGCUUUGCGUGAAGAAGAUUUGCAAAUGCAACGUUUGUCCCUGAAGGAGCAGCCCAAGAAGCAGCUGCCGCACAAAUUUAAGCAACCCAUGCUGGUGGGUCAAACCACCAGCAGCAGCAGCAGCAGCAGCAGUAGCAGCAGAGCAAGCGCUGAUCCACCGAAAAUAACACUGCGCAGCAGCGGCUACGGACCCAAAACGGGCGGCGCAACCACAUCCAAAGCCGUGCCAGCGGCUUCUGGGCGUAAACUGACCAUUGGCAACAAGCGACCCGGCAAUCUGGCCGUGGCCAAUAAGUCACAAACGCUGCCACGUAAUCUCGGCUCGAAGACAACCUCGACCUCGGUGGGCGCCGCUUUGCAGCGUCAGCCAGGCAAAACGGCAGCUACUCCGCCGGCCGUGCGACGCCAAUUUUCAUCCGGCCGCAAUACGCCGCCGCAGCGCUCACGCACGCCCAUUAACAACAAUGCGGCCAGCGGCAGUGGCAGCGGGGCCAGCACGCCAAUGAUCAGCGUCAAGGGCGUGGAGCAGAAACUGGUGCAGCUGAUACUCGACGAGAUUGUUGAGGGUGGCGCCAAGGUGGAGUGGUCCGACAUUGCCGGCCAGGAUGUGGCCAAGCAAGCGCUACAAGAGAUGGUCAUAUUGCCAUCCGUGCGUCCCGAGCUUUUUACAGGCCUGCGCGCACCGGCCAAGGGUCUGCUGCUGUUCGGACCGCCCGGCAAUGGCAAAACUUUGUUGGCGCGCGCCGUGGCCACCGAGUGCAGCGCCACAUUCCUAAACAUCUCGGCCGCCUCGCUGACCAGCAAGUAUGUGGGCGAUGGUGAGAAACUGGUGCGCGCACUUUUUGCGGUGGCCCGUCACAUGCAGCCAUCGAUAAUAUUUAUUGAUGAGGUCGACUCGCUGCUCUCGGAGCGCAGCAGCAACGAGCAUGAGGCGUCGCGUCGCCUUAAAACCGAAUUCCUGGUCGAAUUCGAUGGGCUACCUGGUAAUCCGGAGGGAGAUCGCAUUGUGGUGUUGGCAGCUACCAAUCGACCGCAAGAGCUGGACGAAGCUGCGCUGCGUCGGUUCACCAAGCGCGUCUAUGUCUCACUGCCCGGCGUACAAACACGCGAGCUGCUUUUAAGUCGUCUGCUGCAGAAGCAGGGAAGUCCCCUGGACACGGAAGCCUUGGCCCGUUUGGCAAAGAUAACCGACGGCUAUUCGGGCUCGGAUUUAACAGCGCUGGCCAAGGAUGCAGCACUGGAGCCCAUACGUGAACUAAAUGUGGAGCAGGUCAAGUGUCUGGAUAUAAGCGCUAUGCGCCCAAUCACCGAAAAGGAUUUCCACAACUCGUUAAAGCGCAUACGUCGUUCGGUCGCGCCGCAAAGUCUCAACUCAUACGAGAAAUGGUCGCAGGACUAUGGCGACAUAACCAUUUAGUUUGGUCGCAUUUUGUAUUUAAUCUCAAAUAGGUUUUGGUUUCUUUUUGGUGACCACCCACCCAGCCACAACAAAUGCAGCUAGCUGGCAUAUAAAAGCCCAGCGGGCAGUCCACAAUGCCAGAAACAAGGCCACAACGCCCACUUGUCCACGUCGGGCCACACAGCUUGAAAGGCCGGCGCAACCAAUCGUAUGUGAUGUGAGUGACGGAAUUUACAUUUUGUUGUUGUUCUUGCUGUUGUGUUGCACAUGCAGCAUGCAUCAUGCAAUCAAGCGCAUUAGUUUUCAUCUAUGACUUGUAUUUUUAACAUUUAUAGAACGUUCAUUAAGCAAUUAGCUUUUAUCUUCAUGGUAGUCUUUAAUUGUGUUCACAAGUUUUGUUGAUUUAAUAUGUAUGAUUAUGAAAUUGCAAUUCAUUUGCUUUAUUCUAGCGUACAAGUUCCCUAUGUUUAAGAAUAUCUUCAUUGUAAGUUGUUUUAUGUUUAAACGGUGCCGUGAUCAUAAUCCAUACGAAACAUAAAUAAUAAGCGAAACAUACUAAUGCAAACCUAACUCAUUUCUAUUAUUAUCUGUAUUUAACUUAUCCAAGGAAGCUGUUCAAUGCGUUUCACUUAACUGCUUAAGUAAACAUUUGUAAAAUGUAUAUUUAGUAUAUUCAUUUUAUUUUCAAUUGUUUCUCAACGAAUUCUGUAGCUACCUUUGAGCAUUCCAUGCGUAGUUAAGCAUUGUCUAUUCUUUAAAAAUCUUAAUAAUAAGUUGUUUACUGUCUACUUCCAGUUAAAUACAUAUAUUAGCCCUCAAGCAGUUUCUGUUGUACAGUUAAUGCCAUAGACACUACCAUAAUAAUAAUAAUGAUAAUAAAUUGUUUUUAGUAUCCACCAAAACCUCCACUCCAAUACAAUUACACGUAAUCAUAGACAUAAGCAUAGCCGUAAGUUAAACGCGCCACGUUUCAUUGAUCUAAGUUGGCUCUAAACAUUAACUAGACUUUAGUUCCUUUAUGAAUAUGUACAAUAGCUGCAGCAUCAACAAGCCCAACCAAUAAUAGCUGUGCUUAUAUGCAUAUAAAUACAUGAUUAUAUUAUUUAUAGUACCGUUACCAAAUUAUUGUACCUAGAAUUAUAAACAUUUGCUUACGACGCUAAUUAAUAGCUUUAUGCAGCGCCGCCACAAACCCGAAAACAAAACAUAAGCUAAUGCGGAAAAUAAAAACCAUUUCAACAGAUAUUGUUUAUUGUAUAUUUAAAACUAUAU
This is a messenger RNA of Drosophila novamexicana, 3552 nucleotides long. RefSeq names its product spastin (gene spas). The transcript is spliced from 6 exons. The record is from RefSeq and is a predicted model, not a curated record. Gene Ontology annotation, cellular component: microtubule cytoskeleton. Bases 1 to 2298 code for a protein of 765 amino acids. Gene Ontology annotation, molecular function: ATP hydrolysis activity; ATP binding; microtubule severing ATPase activity. Lineage: Eukaryota; Metazoa; Arthropoda; Insecta; Diptera; Drosophilidae.